Dalotia coriaria is the source of this 2086-nucleotide messenger RNA. RefSeq names its product coiled-coil domain-containing protein 85 (gene Ccdc85). Lineage: Eukaryota; Metazoa; Arthropoda; Insecta; Coleoptera; Staphylinidae. The record is from RefSeq and is a predicted model, not a curated record. The coding region runs from base 556 to 1911 and encodes 451 amino acids. The transcript is spliced from 3 exons.
UGGCGUAAAAAUCAGUUGUCUCUGUUUAAAGACGAAGAAAAUAAACAUCGGUUUCGUUGCCCUUGUUGUGCCUGUGGUCGCAUUUACAGUUCCUCUACUUUGCUUCUUACCUCUACCUCUACCUGUGACGUUCUAGGUAAGCGAAUAAAUCUGAGUCGCUAUUCAGCCAUGUUGAGAGCGUGCGUCUGCCGCGCAGCGCGAAGCGAAUCACUCUCAGACUGAUAAAAAAAAUUCGUGCGUUUCCGUCGUCUCGCGAUCUGCGUGUGGUUACUCAUUGCGUGUGAUUAUAAUCAAAGUGUCCUCAUUCCACGCCCAAAAUCUGUUUUCAAAGCGCAGCGCCUCAAGAAACUCUUCGAGUCUCUUCAAUAUGCGAGAGUUGCGCGCCGCCGCAGCAUCAUAAACAAGAGUUGCCGUGUGUGAGCUACUUCCGUGACCCACUUGAAAUCUUUACCCAGCUCAGUGACUGCGUGCCUUUUAAAUUUCAACGCGUGUUAACAUCAAAAUGUUCGAGUUACCUUCUAUCGGAGUGUGAAUGCUGCGCCGUGCGUUGUUAUCAUGUCCACCAGCAAGAAGCAGCAGCCGUAUUUGAUUAAAUCGAAUAGUGUGGACGGCAAUUCGGUGCCGCCACGGUACCAACCGCCUCCACAACCACCUGGUACUAAUCCAGGUAUACUCAAACAUCCAACGAUAAAAGAUGCUGGCAAAAUCUAUCCAGCAAAAGAUUUAAAUCUGGUGAAACAUCAACAAAUACCAUCAUACGCAGGACAACCACAACAACAACAACAGCAGGUUGCUAAUAAAUAUCCGCCGUAUCCGUACCCUGUUGGUCUACCACCAAAUCAGGAAUCGCGCACUCAAGUGCAAAUUCAUCAAAGGCCGCCCGCGUUGGACGAGCCUGGAAUCCCGCAAAUACCACAAAUCCCACAACGUGUUGCGCCGAAUCAUAAUAGAUACGAAGAGGAUUUGAUUCGACAGGCUGAGAUGCUUAAAUUCGUGCGUAAAACAGAUGAUAAUCGGAUUAUUUCCGAUGCGGGACCGAGGCAUAUGCCGGAUCCGAGACACAUGCAAGGCGUUGUUGUUGAAUUGCGUUCGUUGAAAGAAGCAAACCAACGACUGGCGGACGAUAAUCAAGAAUUGCGAGAUCUCUGCUGUUUCCUCGAUGAUGAUCGCCAAAAAGGGCGGAAACUUGCUAGAGAAUGGCAGCGAUUCGGACGAUACACUGCCUCGGUUAUGAGACAGGAAGUAUCCGCAUAUCAAAGCAAACUACGCGAGUUAGACAACAAACAACAGGAGCUCAUAAAAGACAAUCUCGAACUUAAAGAGCUCUGUUUGUACCUGGAUGAAGAACGUGGUAGUACUAUAUGUCCAUCAUGCGGUAGUAGUACUUCUACCACUAAUCUACGUGACGAUGGCGAUGGUUCUAGUUCCAGCACGAAUGCCGAUGAACCACCUGUGCCCCAACAAUUCACGACUGGAAAUCCGCCGCGGCGGUCAGCAAGCCGGGAGCGUCUUUUACAUGAAAAUUUGGCACGCCAAAGGAGCACAUUCAAUGAUCAAAUAAUGCAGUAUGUACGAAGCCUUGAGAACCGCGUCAAGCAGCUCGAAGACGACAAAAGAAGCCUCACGCAUAAAAUCAAUCAGAUUGCGACCAGCAGUGGCGAUGCCACGAUCGCAAUACCGCCCGAAGCAGGUGUGGGUGUUUUGUCAGGUCGACCGGAAGCUGUUGUAAGGGCGCUGCAGGUAUUAGAAGUGCGCGAACAACUCGAACGUGAAGGGAGAUUACCUGAACGCGGUGAAACUAUUGCGCAAGUAACCAAUGGCGACAUGGACGAUGGGGAAAAAGCUCUCGUACGCGAAAUGUGCAAUGUCGUUUGGCGGAAACUGGAGGAAAGCCCGCAGUCAAGACGGUGAACGCCAUCUUUCCCAUAAUUCUCACAUUACAAUGUCCUCGAAGACGUAACUUUUAUUCCGCUUUAACGUGUAUUAUCAAACAUUUAUAUUUAUUGAUUUUGAAUAGUUCUAUCUUAUUGUCUAUGUUAUAUUGUUGUACAAAUUAUUCAUUUUUAAAUAAAAUUUUAUCAAACUA